Molecule: messenger RNA, 573 nt
Organism: Phyllostomus discolor (pale spear-nosed bat)
Lineage: Eukaryota; Metazoa; Chordata; Mammalia; Chiroptera; Phyllostomidae
Gene: CD160
Product: CD160 molecule
Exons: 4
Biological process (GO): regulation of adaptive immune response
Cellular component (GO): plasma membrane
Molecular function (GO): transmembrane signaling receptor activity
Source: RefSeq, a predicted model, not a curated record
CCAACAAUGUACAGGAUGCUGAUGGCACGUGGCAGAGGCUGCUUUGCCCCGGCCAUUCUUCAGGCAACUGUGGACAUCCAACUUAGUGGAUGCAUGAACAUCCUCAGCUCAGUUUCCCAGGAAGGAAAGUGAUUAAGCUUAAUCUGUACUGUGCAGCAUAAGAAAUUAGAGGCUGAGGAGACUGUAGUGUUUUUGUGUAAGGACAGGUCUUGGUACUGUUCCCCUGAGACCAGCCUGGAGCAACUGAGAGUGAAACACUAUCUUGAGACAGAUGGCAUCCGUGAAAGUUCAUCUCAGUUGGUGUUCACCAUAAACCAAGCCACACCAUCAGCCAGUGGGACCUAUCAGUGUUGUGCUAGAAGCCAGAAGCCAGAAAUCCACCUUCAGGGCCAUUUUUUUUUCCAUUUUAAUCAUAAUUCCUUCGAGACAGGGAACUACACAGUGAUGGGGCUGAAACAAACAGGACACCAUGAGUUCAGCCACAGUAAAGGCACUCUCAGUUCAAGCUUCCUGCAAGAGGUCUGGGUGAUGCUGGUCACUAGUCUGGUGGCCCUUCAAGGUAUGUGCGGGUAA